AUGGACGAGAUGACACGGUCGGGUGAAAAAAAGGCGCGCGAACGAUGUUGGGACGGGUUGAUUGCUGUUCCAGAGGAAAGAGAAGCUAGAACGUUUGACAGACGUAUUUUCCUCAAACUGCGUCUCACGACGGGCCACGAAACGGACGAUGGCCGCACAGUGUGCACGAAGAUGACAGUCGAUGAUGAAGUUGUGAAAGGCAGUCGGCCCCACGGCGUGUGA
Molecule: messenger RNA, 222 nt
Organism: Sparassis crispa
Lineage: Eukaryota; Fungi; Basidiomycota; Agaricomycetes; Polyporales; Sparassidaceae
Exons: 1
Coding region: 1-222 (73 amino acids)
Source: RefSeq, a predicted model, not a curated record